GCCCCUCUCUCUCUGCUGCGGGACCAAAAUAGACAGUUGAGGCUCAGCAGCUGACAUCAACCAGAAAUGGCUGCCACCGGAGUUCUCCCCUUCAUAAGGGGGGUAGACCUCAGUGGAAACGACUUCAAAGUAAGGAUUUACGGCUACAGUCGCUGAUUUUAUAACCAAAAUUAGAACAUAUAGUUUUCCAGCUGAAUCUGAUUCAUGUUAGACACUCGGUGAAAUAGUCAGAUUAGCUCUGGGCUGUUAGCAUUGGGCGUUAGCCAGUUGUCAGAUUUUUCACCAAGUUGCUGUUCAGCCUCAGUUAUAAACGUCCCGCUUGGCUGUUUAUUGAUAUAUUUGAACAGUUAUAGGUUUAAAAAUGAAACGUCUGUACUUUUAAAGGCUGUUGGAACACUUAUGGUUGUUUUUGGACAAUAUACACAUAUUUCGUACGUCAUGUUUUCCAGCUAGCUGCUUUAGCUUCACUGCUGGCUAACUCGGGCUGUCUGAGUCAGAAGCACAGGCAGGGGUGUAUCUAGAAUUUUCUUUGGACUCGGGUUGCCCAACUGUUGAAGUGUUAGAUGUCAAUACAAAACAUAUAACUUUUGUAAUUAUGAGGUUAAUGUGAUGAGGCUAAAGCUCAAGACUAGAACCAACCAGAACUAUCCUGUUUGCUUCUUUGAUGCUGGAGAUUUAUUUUAACCCUUUUGCAGACUUUCCAGGUCAGAUUUGGGGUUCAGAACAUGUGGGUGGUUUGUAAAAUAUGUAGAGCAUGGCAAAUAUGUAGAGCAUGGCAACAGUAGAAGAGGCUUCUAAAGUCCUGGGUUUUUGCAGUGCAAGACGGACCUUAAAGAGUUGAAUGUUACUGCAAGUAUGAGUCUCAGACUGAAAUAAAGGUUUUUCUGAGACAACAAGCUACUCAGAUGAACAAUAUAUAUCUGAAGAAAGAGGAUAAAACUUCCUUGUUUGGGAAUCAAAGUUAGAAUCACAUUUUAUGGCUUUCUACUUUAUGUUUUUUUCCUCAAGUUGAACAACCUUUAGAUCCUUUUGAUAGCUUUCAUUAGCUGAAGUUACAGAUUGUUUGCCGUUCAGCAAGUUGAAUUUGGAAAAUUUGUGAGCUUGGUUUGUGAGACUGAAAAGCAGCCUGUGGCGGCAGUGAAACUGAGAUCAGCAGGCAUGUAUUUGAGCUAUGCAUUCUUAUCUUCAGCUGCAUGUUGGUAUAAAAGUAGUACAAGCAAACAGGCCAGAAGAUAACCAUGCUAAUCCGUCAGGCUGAUGAUUCAGAUCUAAGUUCAGUUCGUGUGGGAUGACGGCAUUUCCUCAGCCUCACUGUGCCCCAUAAUAGAAGGGAGUAAAAUAGAAAGAUACUUCAUUGUCUACUUUACCAUACAAAGCUAUAGAAAUAUAUUUGACUUGUAUUUACCAUCAAAGAUGAGGCACAUUAAAAUAAAUGCCAUAUUUAAAGCCAAUAAGCACUCUUAAAACACAUUAUAUACAACAUGGCAACAGAGAAAAACAGUAUAACAGACAUCACAGAGUCACAUCAAAGGAGGGUAUCAAGUAUUUUCAUGAUAAAUGAUAAAGAGUGGUUGAAGUAACAGUAUACUUCAAUAACAUAUUUGUACCAUUUGAACUAUGAGCAAAAACUGUAAAUGAUGGUUUCGUGGAUGGCUGUAGUCAUCAAAAAUUUAACCCACACUUAAGUGGGACAAAUUUAAUAACCUGCACUUUUCAGGCUCAUCCUGUCUGCAGAGUGAAAAUCUGAUUUACUGUCUGCUGCAUUUUGUCAUGUUGCUGAUUCUGCAGAACAAGAGCAGAGUUGUCCUUUUUGUGCAAUAACAGCCUGCAACAAGGACUGUAAAGCAACGAGGAUGACAGCAACUUUUGAACAGAUAGUAAAUGUCCUUGUAGGGCACUUUCCUAGUCUUCUAACCACAUAGGUUUACUCUACAUAUCACAUUCACACCGCAUUCAUUCAACAAGGGCAGAGGCUGCUAUUCUAAUUGUCUGUAUAAACAAUUAAAACUCAUUCACACACAUGAAUACAUCAUUGUAUUAUUUGGCUUUUAUCCAAGGACACUUCAGCACGUGACCACAGGAGCAAGGGAUCAAACCCUCAACCUUCUGACUCAACCACUGAGCAACACUACUUUACUCAAGUUUCUGUACAUGUACCCUAUAUUGACUUAUUUAUCAUAAAUAUUCAUGAUGUAGAAAGAAAGACGCCGAGGCAGUUGUCUUACUGGUUUGCUGGCACUGAGAGGUUUUCCUAGCUGCAGGUUGACAGACCUGUAUCUGUUGUAGUGACUUCACAGGGAGGAUAUAUAAAUAUUUCAAGUGAAGAAUGACAUGUUGAACACAAGUUUAGGUUGUUUAGGUUACAUUUUUCCCCUCAACCCACAUUAUCACAGUCCUACAACUAUUUAGAUGAAACAUAACUUUCAAAAAGGAAGUAUGUCACAAUUAAACUGUUCAAACCACUAUUCGGAAUCUUUACAUCUCCUCUUUUCUUAUCCCUCACCUCUCUCCGCUGUCUGUCUCAACAGGGUGGGUACUUCCCAGAGCAUGUCAAGUCUAUGAGCAGUCUGCGAUGGCUCAAACUGAACAGGACUGGACUAUGUUACCUCCCAGAGGAGCUGGCCUCUCUACAAAAACUGGUGAGACAAUUUACUCUCUGUUAUUCUGCUGCAAGAAUGGACUCUAUUCUCCUUUGAUUGUGAUCUAUAAUCAUUUUUACUUAUGAUUGCUUAAUGAUACCUCAGGUCUGUCAAGUUGGCUGGCCAGGGUUAAGCGAAAAUGAAAGCUGGCAAACCAUUCGAUAGGUGUUUUGACGCUGUAGGCAGGUGCUUGGUCCUGCUUGGAAAUAAAAUUAGCAUCUACAUGAAGCUGGUAAUUAGAUAAGAGCACAAAUUGCUCUUAAAUCUCCUGAUGGGCAGCUGUUUUGUCUUUGGAUUGCUGUUGAACCACUUGUGAAGUUCUCCUAAACUCUUGAAUCAACUUUUCUUAAUAAUAACAAUAACUAUGUUUCUUAUGGUGUACUUUAAAACAGAGUUUACAGUGUGCUUUGAAAGCAGGGGAACUGUCCGCGCUUUUCCCUUCUAGGCAACUUCCUAUUUAUAUCCUUCCAUACAGCGCUCUAUAACCAGUCUGCCUUUUCAGCAGCAACUGUCUGAGACUUUCCCUUCUUGUACAGGGUGUCUGUUAUUAUCUUUUGGACAACGGUGAAGUCAGCAGUCUUCCUGAUCAUCACUGACCUAGGCAGUAUUCAUCACGUUGAUAUAAUAAUUAACUCCAAUGGCAGUGGAGUCAUUUUCAUCAGUAAUGGUUAACAGUUUAGAUGAGUAUUUCAUUGUUGUUCUUUUAAAUGUCAGCCUGGAUUAUUUAGUGUCCUCGGCCUCUGCUGUGGUGAGUCAAAGUAAACCCGCUUUUUCUACUUGAUGUAUUUGCAAUAAAAACCUCACAUCAGCACAUUCGCGGUCUGCUGAUCAAGGACACACUCUUCACUUUGGUCAUCAGUAUCUUUGACAGGAUUACCUUCACUAAACCUCCAAAGCGGCACUCAGACAGCCAAGGUGAGAGGCUGAUCUGUGCUAACGUGCUUGAUCUUCCCAGGUGUGGUAAAUAAGAUUAGUCUCUUAUCAUUGGCUGGGAGUCAAUGUGUCUGCUCACCUGAAACAUGUGUUUUUUAUCGAGUUUCCUCAGAGUUUCUGCAUAUUUGAGGGACAAAGAUUAUGUUUUGUGUGUCCUCUGGUGAACUAAACUUGACUUUAUCUGUUUUUAGGAGCACCUCUCAGUAAGUCACAACAGUCUGACCACCCUACAUGGAGAACUGUCCAGCCUACCAAACCUGCGGGUAACUAAAAAUCAUCACAUGCAUAUAAAAAUACACAUACAGCACAUGCAUGUCUUCUGUUUGAGUACCACUAUGUUAUGCUUCAGAUUAGUGUACUGAUCAAAGUGAUGUGCUCCAGCUUGAACCACUGAUCUAAUAAUGUCCUUAAUGUUCUUCCUUGUGUGUGUAGGCGGUGGUAGCCAGAGCAAACAACCUGAAAAACUCUGGAGUCCCAGAUGAUAUCUUUCAGCUGGAUGACCUCUCUGUGCUGGUAAGUGAUCAGAAUCAGAAUAAUCAGGGUUUAUUGCCAAGUAAGUUUACAUAUAAGAGCGAUUUUGUCCUGGGACUUUUGGCCUAAUAGUAAAUAUAGAAAUAGAAUAAUAGGAAGGAACAACUGUCAAAAAACUCCAUUGAAAUUAAACAAAUUUGUAACAGACGGUUGCCCAAAAUAUGUGCUUUAUCUCCCUUUUCCUGCUCCACAGCCUUAGCUUUACACUAACCUCCCUCCCUCUUUGUGACGAACUGUGAAGCUUCACUGUUCCUAAAUUAACUCUGGCAUCCAGAUGGUGUUUACAACAAAAACAGAACCAUGUUUUUUCCUCACCUGUCUUGUUUUUUUCCCACUAGGACCUGAGCUACAACCAGCUGACAGAGAUCCCCAGAGACCUGGAGAACAGCAAAAACAUGCUGGUGCUGAAUCUGAGCCAUAACGGUAUCGAUGCCAUUCCCAACCAGCUGUUCAUCAACCUGACAGAUCUGCUGUAUCUGGACCUGAGCGACAACAAGCUGGACAGUCUGCCCCCGCAGAUGAGACGCCUGGUUCAUCUGCAGACACUCAUUCUGAAUAACAACCCUUUGAUGCAUGCUCAAUUGCGGUAAAAAUCCAGGACUCUGUAGUGAUACUCCACACCGUGACUCAAACAACUGGGAAUAAAUCUAAGCAAUGGUUUUUAAAGAAGUGGAUUUACACUCACAUUAAGAACUGUUUUGACUGUUGUUAUGUCCUUGUGUCUGAGCAGCCAGCUUCCAGCCAUGGUGGCAUUACAGACUCUCCACCUGAGGAACACCCAGAGGACCCAGAGCAACAUGCCCACCAGCCUGGAGGGUUUGACACAAUUAGCAGGUAACAAACCAUUUUUUUAAAGACCAAAACCAAUGUGUCGCACCUUUUUUUAUGUUCAAACACAGCCAAAUUUAAAAGUAGUUCAAAUGUAGGAAAGAGUUGUGCUUUUCUAGCAAGGAAAUUAGUCAAAACUAGGAACUUAAAAUUUAAAAUCCCCACUUCUUACAUUCAAGGGGCUGUACCAGCUGAGAUGGCUCAAGUUCAGGCAAAAGAAAUAACCUAACUCUUAAAAGAUUAUAUUCAUCUGUUGGAUAGCUUGGAGGAUGAGGAGGAGACGGACGUUUUAUGUCUGUCUUGUGUCAGCAAAAUGUUCUCUGUGAUUUAUUUUAUCUCUUAAACGUGUAUUAAUGAGUGUUGAUGAUUUCACCGCCUAAUACCACAACACAACAAUGCUCUUAUUUUUCACUCGUUGUAGAUUAAGGGCUUUAAUCAUUUUUUCAAUGUUGACUAAAAAACAAGCAGACGGGUGUGAGAGGAAAUACUGUCAACAAACAGCAAAAGAGAAUGAACACAUAAUUUCAGUGACAAUAUUUUGGUUAGUUUGGAUGUGUUGCAUGAUGAAGUGUUAGCAAACUUACUUCUCUGUGGUGCAGUCAAACAAUUUAACAACUUGUGCAAAGAACUAGUUUCAAAAUAUCAUUUAUUGUGGACUCUGCACCCCAGCCUAGGACACGACUUUAUACAGCUAGUGCAACAAACUACUAGUCCGUUUGUUCUCUUACUCUUAAAGUUGCUUCCACAAACUUUUUCCCUUUGUCCCUCCCCUCUCUCUCCAGAUGUUGACCUGUCAUGUAAUGACCUGACUCGGGUGCCAGAGUGCCUCUAUUCACUGGGCAGUUUGAAGAGACUCAACCUGAGCAGUAAUCAGAUCUCUGAACUGUCCCUCUGCAUCGACCAGUGGACCCAGCUGGAGACGCUGAACUUGAGUCGCAACCUGCUCACCUCACUGCCUGUAAUACUCACUUUUAUUUGUCUACGAGUAUAAAAAAAAAACAUUAAAGUCGCCACAGUUGUUUUCUUAUCAAUGUUGUUUGCUUCCACGUCUCUUUCUGUUCAGUCUGCUAUCUGUAAGCUGUCCAAACUGAAGAAGCUGUACGUAAACUCGAACAAACUGGACUUUGAUGGGGUUCCACCGGGCGUUGGCAAACUUUCCAGCCUCACUGAGUUCAUGGCCGCCAAUAACAACCUUGAACUUAUUCCUGAGGGGCUCUGCAGGUGAGCUUGAACACAAACGCAGAUGAAGGCUUGUGAUUAGAUGGCACUUUUAAUAACAUGUUUGCAUGUGUAUGAUGGCUUUUUUGUAGUGUCAGCUGUGUAUAUUUUCUAACUAUUAUGAUGCAAAAGACCGUGCAAAAGUGAACAAUCAGGUUAGUGGAAGAGAGAGAGGGGAUGUCUGCCGUCAGCUGGCUUAAAUGUUUGUUACUUAGCAAGUCGCUGAUAAUCCAGAAUUGACAUAAAAGUGACGUCUUUUAGUUCUAUAGGUGUCCUCUUGUAACACAGGUGUUGCAUUAUUAAGUAUGCAAACAAUUACAUACAUGAUGUAGGUGGUUUUUAAGUGACUGCAAGGAGAAAACACAAGUGUAACUCAAACCUGAGUGUGCCAGUCAAACUAACCAGUCAAAAUAACCAAUUUUUGCUUUAUUUUUGUCACAGAGAUUUAUACAGUACAGUGCAGAGAUAUACAGGUUUGCAUGUGCUUAAAAAGGGAUUUCUUUCUCACUGUUUUUGGCCUUUAAUAUUAACCCUAAUGUUAAGAGAUAGUCCAAGUUUAUUCGACAGAGCCAACUUGUUCACCUGUUCAGAGAUGCUUCUUUAUUUUGCCUCCACACAAAGUUUAAAUGGUGGAUUUAAUUGUAUGUGUCAUUUUGUCUUUCCUCAGAUGUGGCAAGCUGAAAAAGUUGGUGCUGAAUAAAAACCGCCUGGUUACUCUGCCUGAAGCCAUCCACUUCUUAACUGAUUUAGAGGUAAUCCCAUAAUACUGGACUCUUAAGAGUAUUAAUAAUUGGUAAUGAUGGAUUCAUUUGAGUUUGAUGCAUUUGUGAAAGUCUCCAAAUACAGGAUUAAUCAAAGUGAAGUGGUUGUAACCUUGCUACAGGCUAGAGAGAGAAAACUUUUGAUACUUUUUAGUUAAUGAAGGUAUGUGACAAUGACUGUGGGAUACGAAGAAAAGACGACAAGACAUUGAUAAUGUUACUGUGUUAAAAUGUUGUGUAUGAGUUUAUAGACUUAAUAUAUAAUGAGAUCAAAGUUAAUCUAGGUGAAAAUAGAUGUCAUAGUGUUGAGUUAUCGACACUCACACUAAGGGUUGAUGUGUCUCUGUAGAUUUUGGAUGUCCGUGAGAACCCAAACCUGGUGAUGCCUCCUAAACCUGUGGACAGAGCGGCUGAGUGGUACAACAUUGACUUCUCUCUGCAGAACCAGCUCCGGCUGGCUGGGGCCUCACCUGCUACUGUGGCUGCUGCAGGAGGAGGUGUGUGUAACUCUAGAGUUCUUGUUGUUAUGAUUAUAUCGCCUUUACCAAGAGGAAAAAGUGCUGAAUAGAGUUAAAAAACAGGAAAGUAAAGUGGUAGAUUACAAGUGGUGAGUAGGAAGUUGAAGUCUAUUCCAGAACUGUAGCCUCUGUGCAUGAAGUUAUGAGGCAAAUACAAGUCCCGUUUGUUCUGCAGGCUUUAUUCUGUGUUUGUGUGUGCGCAGGAGCCAGUCCAAGAGAUCCCCUGGCGAGGAAGAUGAGGCUGAGGAGGAGGAAGGACUGUUCUCAGGACGAUCAGGCGAAGCAGGUGCUCAAGGGCAUGAGUGAUGUUGCUCAGGAGAAGAAGAACAUGGAGGUGAGGAAGGAAUUCAAAUAGCAAGAUGGCUACACACACUGCAAGAGGAAAGAGUUGGCAUCAUUUCAUACAAACAAUUCUGCUGAUUCUGCAGGAAAACGGGGAUCUGAAAUACGGGGAUCUGAAGAUCCGGCGCUGGGACAAGAGUCUAGAGAAACCUCAGCUGGACUACUCAGAGUUCUUUUUGGAGGACGUGGGACAGGUAAUCCCUCCCUUCCUCUGUUUUCUUUCAUGUGUGAAGAAAACAUUGAAUUAAUAGUUUUUGGGGAACUUUCAGAAACAUGUAGGGUCUGUUUUACAGAAUGAAGGUAUCUUUGUACGAAUCGUCUCUUCGUCUCUGUCCUGCAGGUUCCAGGUGUGUCAGUGUGGCAGAUUGAGAACUUCAUUCCCGUUCAAGUGGACGAAGCAUUUCAGGGAAAGUUCUAUGAGGCUGAUUGCUACAUCAUCCUCAAGGUAACGCAUCAGAUUUGCAGCCAUUUGUAUGCGCUCUUGUAAGUUUCCUGUUGUUGUGUUGAAUGCAUCAAGACGGAUCAUUUUCUCUUUUUUACUUUAUUUUUUGGUGGACCGCAGACCUACCUGGAUGACAACGGUGCUUUGAGCUGGCAUAUCUAUUACUGGAUCGGACAGGAGGCCACUCUGGACAAGAAGGCCGGUUCUGCCAUCCACGCUGUAAACCUGAGAAACUUCCUGGGAGCAGAGUGCAGGACGAUACGAGAGGAGAUGGGAGACGAGAGCGAGGAGUUCAGUGCUGUACGUAGAAACCUGCUUUAAAGUUUCCCAAGAACGUUUUUUUUUCCUAUCUUCAGUAUCUUUUUUACAUUGUUAUUAUUGUUAUUUACAACACAUUUUCUGUCCUUUUUCCUCUUAUAAACAUUCAAAUCACACAACUUAAAUAGAGAACUCACACAUGUUCCUUGUCCAUAAAAUAUACCUUGGUUUUUUCGAUACUUUUCUCUUCUUCUAUUGCAACUUUUUUUGUACUAAAUGUCACCAGUUUGUUAUUUUUUUUAAACACUGAUAAAGACUCAUCAAAGUAAAAUCAUGUCAAUCUUCUCACUGUGAGCUUAUUAACUGUCAUACCUGUAUAAAGAAGAAACUGCUCUGUGCUGUACUGACAGUUGUUGUUGUUUGUUGUGUAGGUGUUUAACAAUGAGAUCUCCUACAUCGAGGGAGGAACAGCCAGUGGAUUCUAUACUGUGGAGGACACAAACUAUGCAGUCAGGUAGGCCAUCUUACUGGAGUCCAAAAAAGUGAGUCUUAUAAAUCUGUGGGCUGACAGUAGUUUGGUUUCAGACAAAGUACAAGUAAGAAUCUGAAUCAAGAGCAAAAUCGAGUACAACUAAAAAACUCAGAGUUGAGCACAGUCUGAGUAAGUUUAGUCAUGUUUGCAGUUUUAUUUAAGGGUCUAGAUUGAAUUGUCUCAUCUUUAAUUCAUCCAGCACACUUUCAUUCAAUCUGCUUCUUUGAUUUUCAGUGUUUAAUCCUUUGAGCUGUUUUCAGGUUGUACAGAGUUUACGGAAAGAAAAACAUCCGACUGGAGUCUGUUCCUGUGAAGGGCUCAUCCCUCGACCCUCGGUAAGUCCUUCUCACCCUUUGUUCUUUAAAUACCACACGACAAACACCUCCACACUUUGAUAACUCCUACCACACACACAGUUUCCUUUACUGACUCAUGCUUUCUACUUUAUAAUCUCCGCUCUCUCACUUUGACAUAAACACUCCACCUUCUGCAGACCAGCAGUGAAUUUGUCGCGGCUAUUGAAAAUGUUUACUGUCUCCUUUUGGCAGGUUUGUCUUCCUGUUGGACAUCGGCCUGGAAAUCUUUGUCUGGAGAGGAGCCAACGCCACUCUCAGCGCCACCACAAAGGCCAGGUGAGACACAAAUCAAGAGCUUACACAAACUCUCCUGCCAUCUGUUUGGAAAAUCCAUAAUGAAACAUGUCAACUGGAGCUGAUGGCUGAUUUGAGUCCAUAAACAGAGUGAUGCAAAGCUGUUUUUUUUUUCCCCUAAAAAACUUUCAGGUUAUUUGCAGAAAAGAUAAACAAAAAUGAGCGUAAAGGAAAAGCAGAGAUUACAACCCUCAUGCAGAAACAGGAGCCUCCAGAGUUCUGGGAAACUUUGGGAGGACAACUAGAAGAGAUCAAAAAACAUGUACCGGAUGACUUUUCUCCAAUCAGGCCGAAACUCUACAAGGUGAGACUUUUGAAUACUGACUGUCCUCAAGUUUCUUCAGGUGGUGAAAGUUUGUUAUUGUUGAACACAGAUCAUGCAGCAUUAAGAAGAUGUGGGUGUUGUGAGGGUUGUAGGAUUGACCGCUGAUCUUUCUGCUUCAUCACAGGCGUAGUGUCAUGUGCAAAUGUGUUUUUAAAUUUCUUAUGAUGAUGUUAUGAUUUCAAAACCAAAAGCAACCUGACUGAUAAUCUCACGGAUGUCUUUGUCUCUGCCUCCUAGGUUGGCUUGGGUCUGGGCUACUUGGAGCUUCCUCAGAUUAACUACAAGCUGUCAGUUGAGCACAAAGACCACAAAGUCAAACUGGACACUCUGCCAGAGCUGAGACUGGUACGUUAUUCUGCUCCAGAUUCACAAAAAGACACUCAGUAAGACUCAAAGGGUGCCACAGCAGUUUACAUCCCUCCUGGGUGUCUUAUUUCUCCUCUUUAUUCUUCUUUUUAGCUGCAGUCUCUACUGGACACUAAGUGCGUGUACAUCCUGGACUGCUGGUCUGAUGUCUUCAUCUGGAUCGGGAGGAAGUCUCCUCGCCUGGUCCGAGCAGCCGCCCUGAAACUGGGUCAGGAGAUCUGCUCCAUGCUGCACCGGCCCAAACAUGCCUGCGUCACCCGCAACCUGGAGGGCACUGAAUGUCAGGUAACCCUCAAGAUACUGAUCCUGUUUUUACAAUCACCAUACCAGUGGGAGAAUUAUGCACUUAUGAUCCUGCAAGAAAAUGUUGAACGUUAAUCUUUUUUUGAGUUUCAUUGUUGUCAUAAUGUCUCUUCAGGUGUUUAAGUCCAAGUUUAAGAACUGGGACGACGUCUUGAAGGUGGACUACACCCGAGCAGCUGAGACGGUUCAACAGAAAGACAACCUGCAGGGCAAAGUCAGUGAUACGCACGUCUAUUCAUGCUGAAUCUUUAAAAGCAGAUGCUUAUUUCAUGUGACUUGAUCUAUUCCAGUUUUUCUGUUCAGGUAUUCAUGUUCAGUAACUUCUCCUUCUCUCAGGUGAGGAAAGACGCAGAGAAAAAAGACCAGAUGAAGGCCGACCUCACAGCUCUCUUCCUGCCCAGACAGCCGGCAAUGCCUCUCUCUGAGGUAAAACCCUUACUGUUACAUCUUUAUACUCGCUGAAAUCUCCUGCUACUUUCAGCUGCUCACACAUGUAUCUUUUCUUUUCAGGCUGAGCAGCUGAUGGAGGAGUGGAACGAGGAUCUGGAUGGGAUGGAGGGUUUCGUGUUGGAGGGGAAGAAGUUUGCUCGCCUGCCUGAGGAGGAGUUCGGACGCUUUCACACUCAGGACUGUUACGUCUUCCUCUGCAGGUCAGGAUGAGUGGGUGUAACUGUGUAGUAUGAGAGUUAGUGAUUUUUAUCACUCACUGUGAGUAUUGUGAGCUGUGGAAAAACAAAAAAGUUCAACCGCUGGUCUGAAACUUAAAGGGAUAUUCCGCAGUGAAAUUAAUAUAGGGUCAAACACAGCCGCUUGUUUGUAGCGAGAUCUCAGGCUAGUCCAUUACAGACUGAUUCGGGGUGACACAGCUCAAGGAAGAACAUUCAUGAUCAUUUCUCUAUCAUUUCCUUGAAGUAAAAAUCACCAUAUUAGUCAUUUUGCACUGCAGUCUGACUGCAGUGCAAAAUGACGUCUCGGUCUGACUGCAUUUUCAUGAAGAAAUUGUCAUAAAUGUUCUUCCUUGAGCUGCGUCACCCCGCAACAGUCCGUAAUGGACUGGCCCGAGGUCUCGCUACAAACAAACGGCUGCUGGAAGAGAGAGGGUGAGUUGUGUUUAGUCUCUUUGCUAAAGAAAUCAGGCAAAGCUAAAAAGAUGUUUGAUGGCUAGUACUAUGGCUGGGACCCUCUAUGUACUGUUGAUGAAGUUAGGUGCUGUUCUGAACAUUAUUUGUGGUUAUAGAGUGGCGUUUUGUUUGAGCGCGUGGCUCUCUGUAUUGCUAUCGUGCCGUCGUUACUAAAGUUGGUAUAAGUUGGCAACAGUCAUCUCUAUACGGGGGAGUCUAACUCGGUGUUGUGGUGUGUUUGACCCUAAAUUAAUUUUACGCUGGAAUAUCCCUUUCACCCCUUCUCACAGAUAAUGGUCUAUUUUUUUCUUAUGGGUCAUCACUUCUAAUUUCAGUCAAUAUCAUAACUGCCUCAGUAAUCCUUACAGGAGCAACAUCUACUCUGACUACUCUAUAUUCUGUGGUCUAUGCUGUUCUGUAUGUCUUUGGAUAAAAUAAGCAUUUUUAAAGAGUUCCCCAUCAAGAUCUCUAGAGAACCUAGAACAUGUCUGUGAGAUAUUGAUGCAAAAAUGCGUCCUAGAUAAUUGAAUGAAUAACAGAUUAAAGUUCAAAGCUGCUAUCUUCAAGUAUUUGGUGUAAUUGCUCGAGGAGAGCGUUCUGAAGAGGGUUUGUUGCAAAUCUGGUGUCACUUAAGCUGAAGUUUGAUUUUUAUCCAUUAUAAGUUUUGAGGGCAAAGUGCCAGACUUGAUAAUCCCAACCAGCUCACAGUGAGUCAGCAUUUCAGCUCAGCUUUUUGGUGUUUUUCCAAGUCCCUCUGAUUAUAAAUAUUACACUGCAGGCGGAUCCUGCUGCACCUUCAUCAGAAUUAUUAGCUUCAAAGUCAAAUAAAUCCUCACCUCAGUCCUGUCAAAGUGAGCCUCACUCUUGAUUCCUCCUCGCUCACUCAGAUACUGGGUCCCUGUGGAGUACGAGGAGGAUGAGAAGGAGAAGAAGGAGGGUGAAGGAGGUGAAGGAGGCGAAGGAGGAGGAGGACGUAGAGGAGGAGAGGAUGAUGAGGACAAACAGCCGGAGGAGGACUUCCAGUGUGUGGUCUACUUCUGGCAGGGCAGGCAGGCCUCCAACAUGGGCUGGCUCACCUUCACCUUCUCCCUGCAGAAGAAGUUUGAGAGUCUGUUCCCGGGAAAACUGAAGGUGAGAAAACAGACAUUCCUCCACUAAAGACCCGACCUAAAUGUAAAAAUCUGUUUUUAACUCAUCAGAGUUUGUCCUGUUUGCUCAUCACAGUUGUGCCUGUGUUGUUGUUUUUUUUUAAGGUGGUGCGUAUGACUCAGCAGCAGGAGAACCUGAAGUUCUUGUCCCAUUUCAAGAGGAAGUUCAUCAUCCACAAAGGGAAGAGGAAACAGAAGACUGACUCUGCUCAGCCUUCUCUCUACCACAUACGCACAAACGGCAGCGCUCUUUGCACCAGGUAGACACUGAAAUGAUAUCACUUACUGUCAGGUUUAUGCACACAGUCUCUGCUCUUAAACUUCAUCAAACUUCUCAAAUGUUAUAGCCUCCGAAAUUUUUGACUGUUAUCUCAUCUCAGGACGAUCCAGAUCGGAACAGAUUCCAGCAACCUCAACUCGGAGUUCUGCUUCAUUCUCAAGGUUGUGAUUCACAUCGAUCCGUCACAAAGUUUACAAAGUUCUUCAAAACAUUUUUUAAAAAGUGAAAAGUCCUUUUUCUUAAAUGUGUGUUUGUUUUGUGUAGGUACCGUUCGAGAGCACAGACAAUCAGGGCAUCGUUUACACCUGGGUGGGCCGAGCUGCUGACCCCGAUGAGGCCAAACUGGCCGAGGACAUCAUGAACAGCAUGUUCGAUGACACAUACAGCAAACAGGUAAACAUUAAGAAGACUCGUAUGUAUUGCUGUUUCAAGGUGGGACAUUAACACCUUUGUUACACACAGUGAGAAGCACUGUUGUUUUCGUUGACGUUGAUGAAAAUUUUUCGUUAACGCCCCUUUUUUCCACGACAAAGACGUGGCGUUGACGAGCUUAACAUAAGUCUUAGAUGACUAAUAUGUGAUGAGACGAAUGUGUGUUUACGUUGACGAGACAACACUAGACGAAAACGUUAGUGGUGGACGACGAACAGAGUUGCAAAAUUCAUGAGCAUUUCGUCAGUUUAACGGUUAACAUUUAUUUUGCAGUGUUGUUUUUGUUGACGAAAUAUUCUCAUCAACGUCAUCGUCAACGAAAACAACACUGGUGAGAAGUAUGUGACCACUAAUCCAAUCCAAUCCAUUUUAUUUAUCUAGCACGAUUUAAGCAAACGCAAGUUUUCCAAAGUGCUGCACUGCAAGAUAAAAAUACAAUAAAUAACACAACGGAGGCACUAUAGAUAAGGUAAAAAUAAAAUGAGAUAAAACAUAGUAAAAUCAAUUAAAAACAAUAAAUUAAAUCAAUAAAAUAAAAUAAAUGAAGUCAACCUUCUACUGGGUGUUAAAAGCCAAGGAGAAGGAUUUUUUUAAUGUUUGUGAUAAACUUAUUUUCUGUAAAUUGCAUCUUUUUUUGUAUGGCGUUGAAAGGGAUACCUCAUGACACACCAGGGCCUCCCUAACAUAAGAGUGAGAGCAGUCCUCUAAGUUGAAAAAGCAAAAAAUAAACAUGUUCCUACCUUAGUGGACAUGGGAGACAGCUACUCACUCACUCUGUCAAACUUCUUGUGUUGUGUUCACCGUUCUGUCCUGUAGGUAAUCAAUGAGGGGGAGGAGCCUGAAAACUUCUUCUGGGUGGGGAUUGGUUCUCAGAAGGAGUACGAUGAGGAUGCAGAGUACAUGAAACACGCUCGACUCUUCAGGUGAGGGAAUAUCACCUGUUCAUCAAGAAGGAAUCAAUCAGUUGUCAUUGUUGAAGUAUGUUUGUGUUUAACUCUGUCUGCCUUUCUUCUCCUCCUCUUCCUCCUCGUCUCUCAGGUGUUCCAAUGAGAAAGGUUAUUUCUCAGUCUCAGAGAAAUGUUCAGACUUCUGUCAGGAUGACUUGGCGGAUGAUGACAUCAUGCUGCUCGACAACGGCAAAGAGGUGAAGAUGAAUCUGUGAUUUGAUUGGACGUCUCUGGGUUCGGUCAGAUUCCUUCAUCACUGUCGUUUUUCUUCCUCAGGUGUACAUGUGGGUCGGCACUCAGACGAGUCAGGUGGAGAUCAAACUCAGUCUCAAAGCCUGCCAGGUGAGGAGGAAACUGCAAAUGUCUUAUUGUGUAUUAUACAACAGAUAGUUUAAAUCGAGUGAUCUGAUUGGACAAGGAGUUCUUCACAGGAGCUGGUAUAAAUAGACUUAAAACAACCUUUAUCGCUAAAAUCAGAUGUUUCUAAAACUUGAGAUUAAUUUUCCUGAUCAACAUAAGUCAGCAGGGGGGUUUCCAUAUUGAUUGGAGAUCAUAGUGAUGUUGGUGUAACUUUAAUUUGCGUCUUUUUCCUUUUCAGGUUUACAUUCAGCAUAUGCGCUCCAAGGACGCCGAACACCCCAGAAAGCUCAGGCUGGUGCGGAAGGGAAACGAGCCGCACUGCUUCACGCGCUGCUUCCACGCCUGGGGGGCUUUCAAGACCCCGCCCUCAUAGACGAUCGCUCUCAUCCACGCACAGAAACGCUCACACACGUACAUCAAACAUAUUUGCUGCCAUGUAAUUUUUCUACCUGUAAGAUUAAGAUGAUGUCUAUCCCCAACCUCCCUCUAUCUUUCCCUCCAUCCUGCGCAGCAGCCUCUCAACCUCAGAAGGACAGACCUGGACAGCCAGUGAUGACGUUUCCGAGUUGAAAGGCUGUUUCUCGCCUCAGAGACAAAGUACAUAGUCCGUUUUUUCUACAAGCUUUUUUAGCAGUGAGUCUGUUUUCAUGAAAGAAUCGUGUUUUCGUAUGAAAUGGGUCUAAGGUGUACAGAGGCUUUAUAAUACCCAUCUGCUCAGCUGCUUUCACGUGGCUUUGGCUGCACGGUCAAUAGUUUUCAGACGAGGAGUCGCUCCUCUACGCUUGGUGCCAUUUUGCACAGCUCAUUUGAAGCAGUUUAAGGCAAAUAAAAGUUUAAUUUUUAAGUUUUUUUUUAUGUUUAAGGGAGUGAACAGGAUACAGCACUAUAAUUGUUUUUCUGAGGAAUGUCGUUUUUUUUUCUUACGUGUUUCUUUUUGCUGUGUGUUUGUGUGUCCGCCCUAUGCGCCUUUAUUGAAAUGGGGACUGUUUCCCUCCUACAGUCUGUUUUGUUUCUCAACUCUUCGAACUUGUCGCUCACCUGACGUCUGUUUUUAUCAAAAAACAAGCAAAAAAGCCUGUAGAGAUGUUUUAGUUGAGGAGAGGAUUAAGCUACAUCUGUUUGGCCAAAGAAAUCUCUAAAACAGAUAUCCGGGUGCAAGUUAUGGAUGGUGAGAUAAGGCCUUGUUUUAUGUUUAGAUUUAGGGACAGAUAUUUAUAUGUGCAAUCAGUAGAGCCUUGGAGAUACUGAGACGAACUAGAACUGUACUCUUCUUUGUUACAGGCUGCGUUCAACUUGUCAAAAUGUUAAUCUUCUGCAGCGGAGAGGACAAACUAAGCUGAGGAGUUUAUUUCCUAAAUGUAGUCGAAUUAUUUUUGAAAAAGAAAAGUGCUACAGGUUUUAAACUCCACAUGUUUCAUGUUUUGGAGCAAAACUCUUCAUCUGAAAUUUUAUUGGGAGAUCUUUUGCUCCAUUUGAGAGACAUAUCUAAACUUAAUAUCUAAAUAGACCUUUGUUUCUGCUGAUUUUUAACCAUUGACUUCUUGGUGUGAUGGUUUGAUCAGUUCUGGAUCCAAGGUGAACAGAACUGCUGCUCUGCUUCUUGUGACCUGUGCUACAUGGAGGCAUUGGUCCAAGUUAGAUAUGUUUAUUUUCAGAUGGCUGCAUCUCCUCUCUAUCUCUCUUUUACUGUAUUUUGUGGGGUGAACUGUAUGCCUGAUAAUGUUUGAGUUCUACAUGCAUAUAUGUACUGUAUGUGUGUUUAUGAAUAAGUGCACAUGCUCCUGAUGCCACCUGCAGAUGCUUUAUUUAUGUAUUUUAUAUUAAAAUAAAAUCUCACAGUAA
This is a messenger RNA of Xyrichtys novacula (pearly razorfish), 16776 nucleotides long. The record is from the annotation of a GenBank genome assembly. NCBI's taxonomy places the organism in Eukaryota, Metazoa, Chordata, Actinopteri, Labriformes, Labridae.